Molecule: messenger RNA, 2383 nt
Organism: Vicia villosa (hairy vetch)
Lineage: Eukaryota; Viridiplantae; Streptophyta; Magnoliopsida; Fabales; Fabaceae
Exons: 3
Coding region: 1-2382 (793 amino acids)
Cellular component (GO): nucleus
Molecular function (GO): transcription corepressor activity
Source: RefSeq, a predicted model, not a curated record
AUGGAUACUAGUAGUAGUGAGAGAACGGUUGCAGAGAUCUCUGAUUAUCAUUUGACUCAUGAUAAGAUAAGGAAGGAGAUUGUAGCAUCUCAAAGGAACGAUUAUGCUAGCCUUGGGCGUUAUGCUUUGAAUGUGGAUGAAGGGUUGCAAACUUUUGAAAGAAUGACCUUCAGGGAGAUGAUGUCCUUCGCAGAGCGUGCGAUUUAUGGAGACGCUGUACUCAGUCCUAAAAUAGGUCCUGACCACCAGGCGGAAAUUCUUUCAAAUUCAGACCAACUUUCACUUCAAAUGAAUCCGGCUUAUUCAGAAGACGAUGAGUACGAUGAAUCCCUUUCUUCUUCAGUUUGUUUGCCCAUUUCAGUCCCAUGGAGUGAUGCUGACGCAGAAAGUUUGGUACUUGGUUUGUUUAUUUUUGGGAAGAAUUUUACUCAGAUUAAAAAAUUCUUAGAGAACAAAGGGAUGGGGGAAAUUCUCUCAUUUUACUAUGGAAAGUUUUACAAAUCUGAUGGAUAUCGUAGAUGGUCGGAGUGCAGGAAGUUAAAAGGGAGAAAAUGUAUGAUAGCCAAGAAACUUUCUACCAAAAUGAGGCAACAUGAUCUAUUGUCUCGCUUGAAUCCUCAUGUCUCUAAAGAAUUACAAGAUACUUUGUCUAAGGUUUCUAAGUCAUAUGUGGAAGGCAAAACUUCUCUAGAAAAAUACAUAUCUUCUACGAAGUCUAUUGUUGGACUUGGCAUAUUUGCUGAAGCAGUAAGUAUUGCAAAGGAGAACGGAGUCCUUACUCGGAUUGAUUUGGAACCUAGGAAGAACAGUUGUGAGGAGUUUUCAGCACCAUCUUGCAAAGCUUUCUCUUCUCUUGGACCGGGUGAUAUAAUACAAUCUUUGACAGGAGGAUUUCGGCUAAGCAAAACCAGAAGUAAUGAACUAUUCUGGGAAGCUGUUUGGCCCCGCUUACUGGCAAGAGGCUGGCACUCUGAGCAACCAAUGAAUCAAGACUAUGUAACCUCCAAAGAUGAUCUGGUUUUUCUUAUUCCUGGUGUUGACAAGUUUUCGAGGAGAAAACUUUUGAAAGGGCAACAUUACUUUGAUUCUGUUAAGGAUGUCUUGAGCAAAGUAGUAGCUGAACCAAAUAUUAUUGUGCUUGAAGAAGAAGAAGUUGAAGAAGGAGGAUCAAACGAAAAUGAUUUCUCUGAUGAUCAUCGUCAAUGUUACCUCAAGCCUCGAUCUUCUACUUGCAAUAAAGUUCAUACAAGUUUGGUGCAUAGUGGAAAGCUAUCAGAUUUAAGGGAAUUUAAAUAUGUUCCGUCUAAUAAAGUGCAUAGAGUUGAGGUAGAUGUUGAUGGUAAAAGAUAUAAAGGGCACACAUAUAGUAGGAGAGUAAAACCUAGCAAGGAUAUGUCUAAAAGCAUUACACAGAGGUCAACAAAGUUAUCAGUUAUCGAUACCAAUAGACUUCCUGAAAGAAAACUAUUGAAGGUGAAACAAAAGAGAUAUCCGCCUGUUGAAUUGGAAUAUGCUUCUGCCAUGACUACUGAUCCUCUAAGCGAAAGUAAUGGUGGCUCUUCACCAAGGUUGGUGGAAUCUAAGAUUCUGAUAUAUGGCAGAAAGAAAACUCAUAGUUUCAUAGGUGUAUCUAACAGUGGAGUCUCUGUUAAAAAAGAACGUGAUAGUCCUGAUAAUGAUGCAAACAAGAUGGUCGAAAGCCAGAAAAAUCAACACACCUGCGUGUUUGAUGAUAGUCAACUGAAGAGGGUCUUAAAGCAUCAUCAGUUCUAUCGUAGAGUAAGAUCAGGUGAUUCUAAUCAUGCUGCUGUUCCUACUAAAAGGAGGAGAUUGACUGCUUGUGCCAAGGCAGAGAAUCGCCGCAUCGUUCAGAAUCUUUCAGGAGAUUUGGGAUCAGAUAAAGUAGGAUUCUCUUAUUCUUCUAGCUUUCUAGAUGCCAACCAAAAUGGAAGUUUGAACGCUUUACCAAAAGACAGAAGUGUGGUAGAGAAUAAUGAGAAAAGCAGUCGCAAUGACAGUUUUCAAUGCAUGAGUCUUGAAAUUGAAAAAUCCGAGUCUCUCCCCUUGAGCACACCUUGGGAAGUAGUUGAGGAGCCUCUGAGAAGACCUUGUGAUGUUGGUUCUAUGGAACAACAGGCUGAUAUAAAUGCGAGGAGACAGAGCAGUAGAAACAGCAAAAUGACAGUUAAAGCAUUGGAAUGUAUAACAUAUAACUUCUGGCAAAACAAGAAUGACAUCCAGACACACACAUGUAUUUUCAGUCCUUGCCGGAAGGCUCGUACAAGAGGCAAAACAAAGCCACGUCGUCAAUUUUUAGAUCAUUGGAAUGCAGUUUUAGUACAACAAGAAAAGCACUUGAGGGGAGAUGGCAGUGUUAGCUAAA